AAAAAACAUUCAAAGGGCUGUAAGUUUGCCAGCAGCAGCAACUAUGAAGCACAUUGCAUUACUUAUAAUCUGGGUUCUUACCCUCAGUAACUGUUAUGACUCAUCUGCUGGGUGGUCUAGCCAAGACUAUUCACAGUCCUCUUUUGAUCUGGAUCGGGCUGUGCUUACCCAAGUGUUCAGGCGUUCAGUGAGCAGUGACCAAAAGGGAACAGAAAACCAUCAUACCUGCAAAACAUUGGGAAAAGGAGUAUUCAAAAAAUUUAACAAUGAACUUUCCAUUUUUGAUUCAAACUGUGACCUCAUCAUGAGUAAACUGUGCAACCCUGAGCUUGAUUUUUAUGAGGUGCAGUUCCGCCGAGGAUCAGAUAAAAAGCUAGAGCAUAUAUUCAUUAAAAUUGAAACCACCAUCAUUGUUGUGAACAAUGGGGUAAUUAUGGUUAAAAACAAAAGAGUAACUUUGCCAUAUAUUGACAAGGUGGUCAAAAUUUAUAGUAAUGGAAUUAACACCAGAAUUACAAACAAGAAGAAUUCCAUAUCGCUGCUCUGGAAUGGAAACGAUGCAUUGUCGCUAAAACUUCACCCUAGAUACAGUGGACGUGUUUGCGGACUUUGUGGAGAUCUUGAUAAGUCUAAAAACAAUCAACAGACAUUUAAGCCAAUGACUGAAGCCUCUAUUUUGAGUGAGUCUGUCUCAAUCACCAGUUGCCAAGUCAAUAUACCUAAAAUUGAAAAUUGUCCAGGUGCUCAGAAAUGUCUUGAGACCAUCUCAGCGCAUUUUUCUUCUUGUCCAAAUCCUUUCAUUUACGUACAAUUAUGCAAAGCGGUCAGCUGUACUUCUCCAAGAAAUCCUCAGGAUCACUGCCCUGUUUUACAAGAGCUAGCAAAUCAGUGCAAUGCUGAGAACAUUCUGCCCGGUUGGAGGGAAACAUCAGGAUGUGAAAUUCCUAAGUGCCCUGGGAAUCUGACCUACAAUGAUGCUGGUCAACCAAUUAUUCCAACUUGUACAAAUCCAGAUCCACAACAGAUUGACACUCUUGAACAUACUUGUGAAUGUCCAAGUGGCACCAUUCUUGAUAAUAUAAGACGUAAGAAUGAAUGCAUUAAAAGAUCAGAUUGUCCAUGUGAAUAUGAUGAAGAGAUUUAUAAUUCUGGAGCCAACAGAAGCUCUCUUUGUGAAACAUGUACUUGCAGCAGUGGGAUAUGGGUAUGUACUCAAAAGGAGUGCCCCAGGAGAUGCAGAGUGGAGGAAGGAACACAUAUUUCAACAUUUGAUGGGAAAAGCUAUAAUUUGAGAAAAGAUUGCACAUACAUUGCAGUUCAGGGAAUUUCCUGGAGAGUGAUGAUUCAAUUGCAUUUAUGCCACAAAGCAACUGAACAUAUAUGCCUAAGGCAUGUUGGAGUUUACAGGAAUCAGACCUUCUAUGAAUUCAAUAACAAUGGUGACGUUACUUUGGAUAGAGAAGACAUUGCACUUCCGUUGAAAAGGGAUGGAACUAUAAUAUUCAAGCAAUCAUCACAUUUCAUUCAAUUUGAAACAACACACGGGUUGAAAAUGCAAAUACAAAUUUCUCCCAUUAUGCAGCUUUACAUUUCACUGCCGAAUAAUAAAGAUCAAAGUUUAAAAGGUUUGUGUGGCAACUUUAAUGGCAAUGCUGAUGACGACUUUGAGACUCCGCAGAAUAUCGUGGAAAAUUCACAUCUCAUAUUUGCUUCUUCAUGGGCUAUUGACUCUGAAUGCAAGCCUGAUAAGGAAAAGCCAUCAUGCAUCAGUUCAGAAAAUGAAUACUAUGCAAAAGAACGCUGUUCCCUGUUGAAACACGAUGACAAUGUAUUUGCUAAAUGUCAUCCCACAGUAGAUUACACGGAAUACUACCAGAUGUGCAAGAUUUCCACAUGCAACUGCCUGAAUCUUGAUCACUGUAUCUGUGCUGCACUGGGGUCAUAUGUCCAUGCAUGUGCUGCAAGAGAUCUCGUACUGACGGGUUGGACUAGAGGAAUUUGUAAUACAACCUGUGAAAAAAAUCAAAUUUUUGGCAAUGGCAUGACAAGCUGUAACCGUAACUGCAGAUUUCUAUCAAAGGUUGAUUUCACCUGUAAUGUGAAGGAUACUCCUGUUUAUGGCUGUGGCUGUCCUGAGGGCAAGUACAUGAAUGAAAAUGGAUUCUGCGUAGAUCGUGAAGACUGUUCAUGUUAUCACAAGGGUGUGUAUAUUCAACCUGGAGAGAGAGUUGAUAAUUGUUACUGCGAAAGUGGUUCAAUUAUCUGCGAUCCAAUUAGUACAACCACGAUUGCUCCCAAAGUGUGUAAAGGGGGAAAGGAACUUCUUCGUUGCCCUGCUGCUAGAGGUCCAGCUCGCUGUGGAAAGAAAUGCAGAAACUUGCAAUCACCAUGUCCAGACAAAUGUGUACCUGAAUGUAUUUGUCCUGAAGGGAAAGCUGAAGAUGACAAUGGAAACUGUGUUUCCACUGAAAAUUGCCCUUGUUUAGUAGAGGGAAUCAGUUAUGCCAAAGGAAAAGUUAUUGAAAAUGAUUGCAAAAAAUGCACUUGCCAAGGUGGAAGUUGGGAUUGUACUAAGAAGUCAUGUGCAAAGACCUGUCAUGUUUAUGGUGAAGGCCACUACAUAACUUUUGAUGAUCUGCGAUUCAAAUUUGAUGGUAGUUGUGAAUAUAUAUUUGUUGGGGACGUCUGCAAUGGAAAACAUGGAACAUUCCUAAUACUUAUAGAAAGUGUUCCUUGUUGUGAAAAUGGAGUGACAUGUGAAAGAAAGAUUAAAAUUAUUAAUCAGAAAGAAGUAUUAAUUUUGGAAGACGGAAAAGUAAAAGAGGCCAUUGGAAAUUCCAGUUUACGUUGCCUGGAUUCCUAUUCAGUUCACACCAUUGGCCUUUAUUUAAGCAUUACAUUUCCCAAUGGAAUCAAUGUGAUAUGGGACAAACACACAAGGCUUUCAGUCACACUGGAUCAACGCUGGAUGGGCAACGUGUGUGGUCUCUGUGGAAACUUCAAUGAGAAGACUGACGAUGACCAAAGAACAAAAUCUAACUCCAAAGCAAGUAAUUCCAUUGAGUUUGGUAACAGUUGGAAAACUACAGAAUCAUGUCCCAGUUCACUGAAUCAAAGUUUUCCUUGUGAAGACAAUCCAUUUUGUGCUGUAUGGGCAGAAAAGAAAUGUUCCAUUAUUACAAGUGCAGAUGGAGUCUUUCGACAAUGUCACGAUAAGGUUGACCCUGAACCAUACUAUGAAGCUUGUCUUGAAGAAGCGUGUGCAUGUGAUAAGGAGGGGAAGUAUCUGGGUUUUUGUACUGCUGUAGCAGUGUAUGCAGAGGCUUGCAAUCAAGCUGAUGUUUGUAUUCGCUGGAGAACACCUGAACGAUGUCCUGUAUACUGUGACUACUACAAUGGCAACAACGAGUGUACCUGGCACUACCAGCCAUGUGGAACAUUAACAGCUAAAACAUGUUCUGAUCAUUCAGUUCGAAGAAAACUUUCUGCACGUCUUGAAGGCUGCUAUCCAAAGUGCCCUGAGACGGCUCCUUAUCUGGAUGAAAAUAACAUGAAAUGUGUCAAUCUAGAAGAGUGUACCUGUUACUACAAUGGUCAAAUAUAUAAUCCAAAUGAUACCAUAACUGAUUGUGAACACUGUAAAUGCAGCAAAGGAAAGGUCGAAUGUGAAAUUACAACGACACCGCCAACGACAACUACACCAACAACGACAUCAACAACACCAACCACAACACCAACAUCAACUCCAACUACAACAUCAACGACAACAACUACAACAACAUCAACAACACCAACCACAACACCAACAACAACUCCAACAAUGACAUCAACACCAACCACAACACCAACAAUAACUCCAACCACAACACCAACCACAACAUCAACAACAACCACAACAACAACAUCAACACCAACCACAACACCAACAUCAACUCCAACUGCAACAUCAACAACAACAACUACAACAACAACAUCAACAACACCAACCACAACACCAACAACAACUCCAACAACGACAUCAACACCAACCACAACUCCAACAACAACUCCAACAACAGCAUCAACAACAACUCCAACCGCAACACCAACCACAACAUCAACAACAACCACAACAACAUCAACACCAACCACAACACCAACAACAACUCCAACAACGACAUCAACACCAACCACAACUCCAACAACAACUCCAACAACAGCAUCAACAACAACUCCAACCACAACACCAACCACAACAUCAACACCAACCACAACACCAACAACAACUCCAACAACGACAUCAACACCAACCACAACUCCAACAACAACUCCAACAACAGCAUCAACAACAACUCCAACCACAACACCAACCACAACAUCAACAACAACCGCAACAACAUCAACACCAACCACAACACCAACAUCAACUCCAACUGCAACAUCAACAACUACAACAACAGCAUCAACAACACCAACAACACCAACAACUCCAACAACAACAUCAACACCAACCACAACACCAACAUCAACUCCAACUACAACAACAUCAUCAACAACACCAACCACAACACCAACAACUCCAACCACAACACCAACCACAACACCAACAUCAACUCCAACUGCAACAUCAACAACAACUUCAACAACAGCAUCAACACCACCCACAACACCAACAACUCCAACAACAACAUCAACACCAACCACAACACCAACAUCAACUCCAACUGCAACAUCAACAACAACUUCAACAACAGCAUCAACAACACCACCCACAACACCAACAACUCCAACAACAACAUCAACACCAACCACAACACCAACAUCAACUCCAACUACAACAACAAUAUCAACAACACCAACCAUAACACCAACAAUUCCAACAACAACAUCAACACCAACCACAACACCAACAACAUCAACAACCACAACAACAACAUCAACAACAACUCCAACCACAACAUCAACUCCAACCACAACACUAACAACAACUCCAACAACAACAUCAACACCAACCACAACACCAACAUCAACUCCAGCUACAACAACAUCAUCAACAACACCAACCACAACACCAACAACUCCAACCACAAAACCAACCACAACACCAACAUCAACUCCAACUGCAACAUCAACAACAACUUCAACAACAGCAUCAACAACACCACCCACAACACCAACAACUCCAACAACAACAUCAACACCAACCACAACACCAACAUCAACUCCAACUACAACAACAAUAUCAACAACACCAACCAUAACACCAACAAUUCCAACAACAACAUCAACACCAACCACAACACCAACAACAUCAACAACCACAACAACAACAUCAACAACAACUCCAACCACAACAUCAACUCCAACCACAACACUAACAACAACUCCAACAACAACAUCAACACCAACCACAACACCAACAUCAACUCCAGCUACAACAACAUCAUCAACAACACCAACCACAACACCAACAACUCCAACCACAAAACCAACCACAACACCAACAUCAACUCCAACUGCAACAUCAACAACUACAACAACAACAGCAUCAACAACACCACCCACAACACCAACAACUCCAACAACAACAUCAACACCAACCACAACACCAACAACAUCAACAACCACAACAACAACAUCAACAACAACUCCAACCACAACACCAACCACAACAUCAACUCCAACCACAACACCAACAAUAACUCCAACAACAACAUCAACACCAACCACAACACCAACAUCAACUCCAACUACAACAACAACAUCAACAACACCAACCAUAACACCAACAACUCAAACAACAACAUCAACACCAACCACAACACCAACAAUAACACCAACCACAACACCAACAACAUCAACAACCACAACAACAUCAACAACAACUCCAACCACAACACCAACCACAACUCCAACAACAUCAACAACACCAACCACAACUACAACAACAUCAACACCAACUCCAACUCCAACCACAACUCCAACCAUAACACCAACAACAACACCAACCACAACAUCAACAACUACCAUAACUACAACAUCAACACCAACCACAACACCAACAACAACUCCAACCACACCAACUCCAACAACAACUUCAACAACCACAACUCCAACAACAUCAACAACAUCAACACCAACCACAACUCCAACCACAACACCAACAACAACUCCAACCACAACAUCAACAACUACCACAACUACAACAUCAACACCAACUACAACUCCAACCUCAUCACCAACAACUUCAACAACAUCAACAACUCCAACCACAACACCAGCCACAACAUCAACAACUUCAACAAUAUCAACAACUUCAACCACAACAACUCCAACCACAACACCAACUUCAACAAUAUCAACAACUUCAACCACAACACCAACUUCAACAAUAUCAACAACUGCAACCACAACACCAACAACACCAACCACAACAUCAACGACAACCACAACAAUAACAACAACAUCAACACCAACAACAACUCCAACCACAACAUCAACAACACCAACCACAACUUCAACAACUACCACAACUACAACAACACGAACCACAACUCCAACAACAACACCAACAGAAACUCCAACAACGUCAACAACUCCAACCACAACACCAACCACAACAUCAACAACAACCACAACAACAACAUCAACGCCAACCACAACACCAACAACUCCAACCACAACACCAACAACAUCAACACCAACCGCAACACCAACCACAACAUCAACAACCACAACAACAACAUCAACGCCAAUCACAACACCAACAACAACUCCGACCAUAACACCAAUUCCUUGUGCGGGUCAGUGGACAGAAUGGAUAAAUAGAAAUGAACCCAAUAUAAUAAACACAGGAGAUCAUGAAUCACCAGAGGAUGCCUGUGAUCCCAAUGCUAGACCUAGUAACAUACAAUGUCAAAAUGUUAAAUCCCCCAACAAACCAAUCUCUGAAACAAAUAACAAUGUGACAUGUGGCUUGCCAGAAGGACUUACCUGCAUUGCAUCAUUGAAUGAAUUAAUGUGCCCUGACUACAGAAUUAGAGUAUGUUGUGUCUUUAACGGUACAUUUGAAACAACCACAACUGUUUCAACAACAACAACAACAACACCAACAACCACAACACCAACAACCACAACACCAACAACCACAUCUCCAACAACCACAACACCAACAACCACAUCUCCAACAACCACAACUCCAACGGCCAGCUCAACAACUAUUUCAACCACAACUCCAACAACUUCCCCAACAACUACAACAAUCACCACAACUGUUUCAACAACACCAACAACCACAACAACCACAACUCCAACAACCACCUCAACAACUGUUUCUAUCACAACACCAACAAUCACAACAAUCACACCAACCCCUUGUUACUGCCUUACGAACGAAAAACAUGAGUGCACUGGGACCUGGACUGAAGACUGUGCUAUUAAAAGAUGUAAAAAUGGAACAACUGAAAUUGUUAAAGAAUGUGAAACUAAAAAGCCUGUAUGUAAAAACAAUUUAACACCCAUUGAAGUAACAAAUGAAUGUGGCUGCCCAGGCUGGGAAUGUGGAUGUGAAUGCAAGGUGUAUGGUGACCCACAUUAUAUGACCUUCAAUCAGCUUUAUUAUAAUUUUUACAAGGAUUGCACCUAUGUUCUUAUGGAAGAACGGAAACCAAAACACAACUUGCGUGUUCUAGUAGACAAUUUCUACUGCUUUCCUCCUGUACGUUUUUCAUGCCCAAAAAGAUUAAUCAUUUUUUACAAUGAUGUUAAUCUCACCAUUUCAACCCAUGAAGGCAACGUGUUAACGUUUGGCGGAAUUAAAACAGGAAUUCCCCACAAAAGUGAUGGAAUAAAGAUAAAUGAAAUGCCUAAUGGCGGUGUAAAGAUUUACUUCACUGCUAUUCAAACAACAAUUAUUGCUAAGCAGCUUUAUUUUAAGAUAAGUGUGCCAGGAAAACACUUUUUUGAUAAUACCCAAGGACAGUGUGGCACCUGUACAGAUGUUCCUGAUGAUGACUGCAUGAGACCAAAUGGGACAAAGGAGGCUACUGACUGCUGUCCCAUCACAGCAUUAGAUUGGAAAUAUGAUGAUCCCACUAAGCCAGAGUGUAAAACAGCUCCUACAGAUAAAAGUUGCGAUAACCUCCCACCCACACCAACACCCUGCAGUCCCCCUGAACCUUUUUGUGAUACCAUUUCACCAGACGUAUUUAAAAAUUGCACAAUGGACCAGCUUAAGCCUUAUUAUGGAAGUUGUGUAACGGACUUUUGUCUAACAAAAAAUUCAAGUCUUGUCUGCAUUGCCAUAGAAUCUGCUGCUGACCAUUGUAAAGGUGACACAUGUGUUGACUGGAGAUCCAGAGUGGAUGAUGGUGUUUGCGAAAUGGAAUGUAAGGAAAAUUUUAUUUACAAGGCUUGUGCCCGGAAAUCUGAUGAUUAUUGUCAGGAUGGUGUAAUAAUGAAGGGAGAAAAUCUACUUUCUUAUGAAGAAGGCUGUUACUGCCCAGAUGGAAUGAUGAGAUCUGAAGACAAGACAAAAUGUGUUUCAUCAUGUUGUCGGGACAGGGACGGAAAACGAAGACCGAUGAAUGAAGUAUGGAAGUAUGAGAAUGAUAAUUGCACUUUCUACAAUUGCACUGCAAGGGGCAUAGUAGAAACUGUAAAGACAUGUCCCACUACAACUAAUUGCAAAGAGUCUGACAAGAUAUGGGAUGACGACCACUGCUGCCACACGUGUGCUCCAAUAGGUACAUGUAAGCAGAUAACUAAAGCAACCACCAUCACAAAAGUAAUCAACAGUACAACCUAUACAGCAGAAGUUGAAAUGAAUAUCUGUCAAGGGAAUUGCCCUGGUGUAACUGAAUACAACACUAAGACAGACAAAAUUGAACAUCAAUGUGAGUGCUGUCAAGAAACACAGACUGAAUAUAGGAACGUGAAUCUGAUUUCCCAAGAUGGUACAUCAAAAUCUUUGUACAGUUACACCCAUAUUAAGUCUUGUGGCUGUUGGAAGAGCAUCUGUCCUAAGCUGGCUAUCCUUUAAACAACUUUUCUAAAUGAUUAAGUCUAAUGCUAAACCCAAUUUUUUAUUACCUUUUGACAAAAAAAUAUAAUUCAUUACAUUUAGCCAAUCACAUUAUGUUUAGAAAGAAUUGCUUCUAACCGAUUUUCAAAUUGAGACAAAAAUAUCUGUAACGUCAGCUAAUUUGCUGCAUGAUUUUUUAAAAAUUGUACUUAAUUACUAAAGUUUAUCAAUAAAUAACUGCA
This is a messenger RNA of Mobula hypostoma (lesser devil ray), 9243 nucleotides long. RefSeq names its product mucin-2-like. Gene Ontology annotation, molecular function: protein binding. Lineage: Eukaryota; Metazoa; Chordata; Chondrichthyes; Myliobatiformes; Myliobatidae. The coding region runs from base 44 to 9019 and encodes 2991 amino acids. The record is from RefSeq and is a predicted model, not a curated record. The transcript is spliced from 43 exons. Gene Ontology annotation, cellular component: extracellular matrix.